AAAUAGCAACUCAUUUGAAAAACACACUGUUUUCACAUAAUUCCCUUAUAAAUAGGUGAGCGAGAAUGAUGGGAAUAAACAUAACCACAAACAAUAUUCCCAUAUAAACAAAUAGCUUUCAUCAUCCAUCUAAGAUCCCCUUAAUUCUGGUAGCAAAAGAAGAUGGUGCCGACUUUGCUGAACUACUUGUUUGUCACCAUAAUUGGAUGGUUAUUAAUCAUGGCAACAUCUACACCAGCUCCUCCUCCAAGUCCUCCUUGCAAAAAAAACUGCGGAGAUCUAACGAUCCCAUACCCUUUUGGAAUGGGAUCUCCGAAAUGUUUUCUCAACAAAUGGUUCGAAAUUUCAUGUACAAACUCCAAGGCUCUCCUCAAAAACAACAACCAACUACAGCUGCUUAAGUUCUCAUUGUCCGAUGGUGAUUCUGGCGAGAAUAAUGGCGCAGUCGGCCAGUGGGCUCAGCUGAGAAGCCCCAUCACUUUCUUCGAUUGCGCCAACAAAACAACAAAAUUUCCUGCAAACUUGACAGGAACCCCAUUUUUCUACACAUCGAGCAAUGAAUUUCUCGCAGUGACCUGCGGCGCGCGCGCAAAGCUGGAAACAACGACAGGUAACAGGUUCUAUGGCUGCGCCAGCAGUGAAUCCAAUAGCAGCACAACAUUAAGUGGUGUUGAUUUUGUUAACUGUGAUAGCAUCAAGUGUUGUACUACCACUUCCUUUACUUCGAGCAUUGGUGUCAGCGUCGAAAUCUCUAUGGAUAAUUCUACUCUGACAACAAGUGGUGGUAGCCAAUGCAAAUAUGCAUUUCUGAUGGAUCUGAAUUCACUCAAUGAAACAUUCAGUGAUGAUCGUGAGUAUGUUCCUGUCCAAAUAAGUUGGCGACUCAACAGUACGUUGCGUGAGAUUUAUAAAUCAGAUGAAGUCAUGCCAAACAGCUCUACCGCAUUCUACUGUAAAAAUUCCUCAGUGACCAAUCUAACAUAUAGUUGUCACUGCAAAUCUGGAUAUCAAGGAAAUCCCUAUGUUGUUGACGGGUGUCAAGAUAUUAACGAAUGCGAGUCGAAAACACGAAAAUUUUGCCAAAAUCAGAAAGGCACUUAUUGCUUUAAUACAAUCGGGAGCUAUGAAUGUAAACACAAGACUUAUAAACCGAAGUUUUUCUUUCUGGGUUUUGCGGCUGCUGUUGGAGCAUUGGGUCAAAUUUUUGGUACAUGGAGAUCAUACAAACUCAUAAAGAAAAUAAAAGAAAUUAACUUGAGGAAUACAUUUUUCAAACAGAAUGGUGGUCCUUUGUUGGAACAAUUUACUAUUGAAGCCAACAAUCUUGAAACUCAAGACAACAAUAUUGAUGAAGCGAAUAGUAGUCUUGAUAUUCAAGACAACAAUGUUGAUAUUCAAGACAACAAUGUUGAUGAUCAAGCCAACAAAAUUGAUAAAGUCAAGUUGUUCUCCUUAGAAGAGUUGGAGAAGAUUACUGAUCAUUUUAGUCGAGGCAGAAUUGUUGGCCAAGGAGACCAAGGUAGCGUCUACAAAGGAAUGUUGGAAGAUGGAACAAUUGUUGCCGUAAAGAAAUUCAAAUUAGUUGAUGAAGCCAAACUCGAUGAAUUCACUAAUGAGGUUGCCAUUCUUUGGCAAAUCAAUCAUAUAAAUGUCGUCAAGUUAUUGGGAUGUUGUUUGGAGACAGAUGUUCCAUUUCUAGUUUAUGAAUUUGUACCGAACGGCACACUUUCUGAUCAUAUACAUGAGAAAAUGGAGUUUACUCUUACAUGGAACAUGCGAUUACGAAUAGCAAUCGAUGUUGCGACAGCUCUUUCAUACUUACAUUCAGCAACUCCUUCACCCAUUAAUCAUUGGGAUGUCAAGUCUACAAGCAUACUCUUAGAUGAAAAAUUCAGAGCAAAACUUGCAAACAUUCGCAUAUCAAAAUCUUUAGAGCAAUCUUAUUCUACUACACCAGCUUUCGAUACAUUUGGUUAUCUAGAUCCAGAGUAUUUUGAAUCUAACCAAUUUACAGAUAAGAGUGACGUUUACAGUUUUGGAGUGGUUCUUGUCGAGCUCUUGACUGGACCGAAAGCAAUAUCUGCAAGAAGGUCAGAGGAAGAAAGAAGCUUGGCAACUUAUUUCAAAACGACGAUGAAGGAAAGAAAUGGUCUCUUUGACAUUCUCGAUGGUCAAGUUCGAAGAAAUGCACCAAAAGAAGAGAUCUUAAAUGUUGCUGACCUUGCCCUGAAAUGCUUACAUGUGAGUGGAAGGGCUAGACCUACCAUGAAGCAAGUGGCAAUGGACUUGAAGAAGAUAAAGGUCAAUGAUAAAGAUUUCAAGGGUGCCGAACAUAAUAAUAAUGAAGUGCUAAAAUAUGUGUCACUUGAAAAUGUAGACAACUCUCUUAAUGAUUCCACGUCGUUAGUAGGAUCAUUUUUUGAUUGUACUGCUUGUACUUCUUAAUUGCCUUAAGAUACAUCCUAAGCUUUAACAAAUAAUAAUAAUAAUAAUAAUAUCCUUCUUGUAGUA
This is a messenger RNA of Humulus lupulus (European hop), 2511 nucleotides long. RefSeq names its product wall-associated receptor kinase-like 1. Gene Ontology annotation, biological process: cell surface receptor signaling pathway; protein phosphorylation. Gene Ontology annotation, cellular component: plasma membrane. The record is from RefSeq and is a predicted model, not a curated record. Bases 163 to 2445 code for a protein of 760 amino acids. The transcript is spliced from 4 exons. Gene Ontology annotation, molecular function: protein serine/threonine kinase activity; calcium ion binding; polysaccharide binding. NCBI's taxonomy places the organism in Eukaryota, Viridiplantae, Streptophyta, Magnoliopsida, Rosales, Cannabaceae.